This is a messenger RNA of Euleptes europaea (tarantolino), 2195 nucleotides long. It is a transcript of the gene GPM6B, whose product is annotated as glycoprotein M6B. NCBI's taxonomy places the organism in Eukaryota, Metazoa, Chordata, Lepidosauria, Squamata, Sphaerodactylidae. The record is from RefSeq and is a predicted model, not a curated record. The transcript has 8 exons. Gene Ontology annotation, cellular component: myelin sheath; plasma membrane. Bases 408 to 1382 code for a protein of 324 amino acids. Gene Ontology annotation, molecular function: structural constituent of myelin sheath. Gene Ontology annotation, biological process: axon development; central nervous system myelination.
AUUCUUCACCCAAGGAUUGAUUAACAUUCAUAGGGGGAAAAGGAAAGUGGUGAGCACGGGGAAAGAAAAGGGAGGCGAGCGGAUUCAAGUUCCCACUGCAAAUACAUCGGGAGCAGGGAGACAAUCAAGCACAGAAUGGCCAUUUUAUAACAGGGGGGUCUCUGACGUAUGGCUGAGUGUUUGCUGGCAGGGAUCUUUAUGGACCAGUAGGCAGAUCGCAAGUGAAGCUGACAAGACUUUGUGCGUUUUGGAACGGAGUGUCAACUACUGUAGGGAGGAACAGAGCCACUCAAUCACUGCGGCGGUAAAUAAGAGGCAGAAGUGAAGGAAGGAAGGAGGAAGAGAGAGAAAGUCUUUGCUGGGGGCGGGGAGCGAAAGCAUUUUUGGUGGAUGGUAUAAAGCCAGCCAUGGAAACUGCCGCCGAGGAAAAUACAGAACAAAGCCAAGAAAAAAAAGUGAUCACCAGACCAGAAAUGGAAAUUGGCAGGUACCAAUGGAUGUACAGGAAUUCAAGGCUACACCAGUACCAUCAUGUGCCAGCAUUGAGGGGCAAUGUUGGCCCUUUGGGGAUUCAAGGUUGCUUUGAAUGUUGCAUUAAGUGCCUGGGAGGAGUCCCAUAUGCUUCACUUGUGGCUACUAUUCUUUGCUUCUCUGGGGUAGCCUUGUUCUGCGGCUGCGGUCAUGUCGCUCUUGCUGGGACCAUCACUAUCCUCGAACAGCGCUUCUCCACAAAUGCCACUGAUCACGCUUUGUUGUCUGAAGUAAUAAAGUUAAUGCAGUAUGUGAUCUAUGGCAUUGCAUCAUUUUUUUUCUUGUAUGGAAUCAUUUUGUUGGCGGAGGGAUUUUAUACGACGAGUGCCGUAAAGGAGCUGCAUGGCGAAUUCAAGACCACGAUCUGUGGCCGUUGCAUCAGUGGAAUGUUUGUUUUCCUCACCUACGUUCUGGGGGUCGCCUGGCUCGGAGUCUUUGGCUUCUCUGCAGUACCGGUCUUUAUGUUCUAUAACAUAUGGUCGACCUGUGAAGUCAUCAGAUCCCUCCCGGCAAAUAUGACAGCUUCAGCAGACCAGAUCUGUGUGGAUGUCAGGCAAUACGGGAUUAUCCCUUGGAGCGCUGUACCUGGCCGGGCAUGUGGGUCAGCCUUAGCGGAAAUGUGCAACACACCUGAGUUUUAUUUGUCUUACCACCUGUUCAUUGUGGCCUGUGCGGGAGCUGGUGCGACUGUCAUAGCCCUGAUCCACUUCCUCAUGAUACUCUCCUCUAACUGGGCCUACUUAAAGGAUGCAAGCAAAAUGCAGGCUUACCAGGAAAUCAAAGCAAAAGAAGAACAGGAGCUGCAGGAUAUCCAGUCUCGGUCCAAAGAGCAACUCAAUUCUUACACAUAAAUGUUUGCCAGAGUCCUUUUCAGAAGAAUUUUGUAGCUCUGACAAAUCAACACGCAGCUGUUCUGCAGUACAGGUGUCUGUCCAAGCAAAUACCGAAGUGUCAAAACUUCAUAUUCAUGCUCCUGGGCCACGUUCAUAGGGAAACCUUGCAGUGGAUAUCCUUCAUUCCUUUUAGUACUGAGUUUGGAGUUGGGGGGGAUGGGGGGGAGGGUGAGAAACAUCCUCAUUCUAGGCCACUACACACACACACAUAACCAAGUCAGAUCUCUUUAUGGAUGCUCUUGGUAAUUAUGAAAAAUUACUGAUGACAAAAUGUCUUUCCGAAUGGAAUACUGCAGUACGUAUUCAGCCCUGCAAGGACUAGAAGAUUUUAAAAGGCUGUACAUAAAUUACACAGGCGUAACUAAGAUUCUAGUACUUAGCUAGAUAAAGGUAUUCCUUUUAUGCUGAAUGCUGAUGGUUAUGUUUUCAGAAAGUCAUAAAUCAGCUUAUUCAGUCUCUCUCAAAAUUAAAACUAGGUUUUGUGGUCUGAAUUCCAGAAAUGUAUUCUGAGCCACUCUCCUUUUUCAACAAUGCUAUGAUGAGCCACUGUUCUACUGCACUUACCUGAGUAAGCUGGGUGCUGAAUGUCCCCAAGUUUCAUUUUUUUUUUAAAAAAAAGUGUUUGAUGGAAUGUAGACAGACCCUACGGAUCAGGAUAAUGAUUCCCUUCUCUGAAAAUAAAUGUCAGCUUUGCCUUAAUGUUUAUUUUCUAUAAAUGUCUUAAGCAUUUAUAUAGCAGCGGGAGAUCAUUAUCCUGUCUGUUUUAUCUAA